AACAAGCACUCCAAACCUUAAACGGUACGCCUGCUUCACCCCGUGGUGACCAUGUUUCAGACCAGCCGCAACAACGUGGUGGUCAUAUGAUCCAGGGACAUGCAGAGAGAGUUGAACAGAAUCAGACGGAGUCCCUCACAUCAGCCACGCCCCCACCUCCUCCUCUCCCUUCUGGCAGUAGCGGCCCUCAACAUCCCAUCCCCAGCAGCCCUGGGGAUGGAGCCGCUGGUCAGGAGCCACCCAGGCAGCGUGAAAACUUUAAUGUGAUGGAGAUAAGGCAUCCUUUUAAGGUUACUGCGCCCUCCCGUGGUAAUCUAGCUGUAUUUCACGCAAGUGUGAUGCAUCUGGAAUUAGCCGGAGGAGGAUUCUCACGUCAUGUGAUCGUUCCUGUCGAUGGCGAGGAUGACGACAGCAUUUUGCCUGCGUUUAUGGAUUUUUGGGAUGAGCUUGUACAGUCCAACGCCGAGCUUCUUGCAAAUAACAACCUGGAGCUUAUUCUCCAGGUUGGAGGAAUCCUUCUGGAGGCCCUGGCGCAUGUCAAUAAUCCAUGUUUAACCGACAGGGAAGCCUCAGUCCUGUGGAGGCAGUGGCAGCUUAUGGAAGGUUUGACUGAGCAAACGCCCGUUAACUUCAGCGAUGUCAAUAAAUUUGAGAGGAUAGUGAAGAGGAAGAUUGUUGUGUUUUAUGGAAAGGGCGAGAAAAAUUUACUGUGUAAAUUUGAGACAGACUUCCCUGACCGUUCAAACCCCCUUUUCUUAUUCUUGCUGGGAAACCAUUACUAUGGGAUAAGGAAUCUCACCGGUUGUACCGGAGCAAAAUACACCUGUAGUUAUUGUUAUAUCGGUUUCGAUCACCCCGAAAGGCAUUUCUGUGAAGGUUACUGUCCCAUUUGUCACUACCCGAGCUGUCAUCUUAGGCUUUUAAGAUCUGUGCAGUGCGCGGCGUGCAAUCGGAUCUGUCAUGAUUCAAUAUGUUUUGAUAAACACCGAGAGCCUCGCCUCAGACCCCAGCUGGAAAAGUUUAGGAGUAAUUGCGAAACCAGUAAAUUCUGCCUGGUCUGUAAAAUACUUUAUCACGUCCCUGCCUCUCGAGAACUUUGCAUUCACGAAUUCUCGGUAAAAUGCACAGUUUGUGGUGAGAAAUUACCUCGCGAAGCUGAUGUAACACUAAACGAGCAUCAGUGUUGCAUUCAGCCCUGCCCGACCGAUAAGGGCCUAGACGAUAAACUGAUUUUUAAUUUUGAAUCUUUCAGCAGAGUGACGUGCACGUUCCCUUUC
Menidia menidia (Atlantic silverside) is the source of this 1277-nucleotide messenger RNA. Lineage: Eukaryota; Metazoa; Chordata; Actinopteri; Atheriniformes; Atherinopsidae. The record is from the annotation of a GenBank genome assembly.